Siniperca chuatsi (mandarin fish) is the source of this 2706-nucleotide messenger RNA. RefSeq names its product cell division control protein 42 homolog. Bases 334 to 909 code for a protein of 191 amino acids. Gene Ontology annotation, molecular function: GTP binding; GTPase activity. The record is from RefSeq and is a predicted model, not a curated record. Gene Ontology annotation, biological process: modification of synaptic structure; small GTPase-mediated signal transduction. The transcript has 6 exons. Lineage: Eukaryota; Metazoa; Chordata; Actinopteri; Centrarchiformes; Sinipercidae. Gene Ontology annotation, cellular component: dendritic spine.
AGGGACAAGUUCCUUUGGUGUAAUUUCUUGUGCAAAGUGGGUGAAACACAUUUGUGACUGUCAACAUCAAAUACUGUAUUUACAAACGGCACUAAGGUGGAGUUAAAAGGGCCAGUUCCCCCACAAUCAGACACAUUCCUCCUCUCACCUGCAGAGCUGUUAAUCCAUCUGGAGAGUUUCGGUGUGAGCUGCAGUGAGUGUGAGUUCUGGAGAUAUCGGCCGUAGAGACGUCUGCAUUUGUUCAAAUAUAAUGGGACUGUGUGGCAUUCGGCUCGUGGAGCUCAAAGCACACUACAGAUCUUGAAUGAGUAGCGAAGACUGUAAAACACAGCUAUGCAGACCAUCAAGUGUGUUGUAGUUGGGGACGGUGCUGUGGGUAAAACCUGCCUGCUCAUCUCUUACACCACAAACAAGUUUCCCUCUGAAUAUGUACCUACGGUGUUUGAUAACUAUGCUGUCACUGUAAUGAUUGGAGGCGAGCCCUACACUCUGGGCUUGUUUGAUACAGCAGGUCAGGAAGACUACGACAGGUUACGACCUCUGAGUUAUCCCCAGACGGACGUCUUCCUUGUCUGUUUCUCUGUCGUGUCCCCCUCCUCCUUUGAAAACGUCAAAGAAAAGUGGGUUCCAGAGAUCACCCACCACUGUCCAAAGACCCCCUUCCUGCUAGUUGGGACUCAGAUUGACUUGCGGGAUGACCCAUCCACUAUAGAGAAGCUGGCCAAGAACAAGCAAAAGCCCAUCACUCCGGAGACGGCAGAGAAGCUGGCGAGAGACCUCAAGGCUGUGAAAUACGUGGAGUGCUCAGCCCUCACGCAGAAAGGCCUAAAGAAUGUGUUUGAUGAGGCGAUAUUGGCGGCAUUGGAGCCCCCAGAGCCCAAGAAGAAACGCAAAUGCGUGCUGCUAUGAGAGGCUCCUACCUUUUCAAAGCACUCACACAUAACACAAACAUACACACCUUAAAUACAUGCACCCCACACCCACACCCACCACCCCCACCCCAAACCCUGUCCCUUGGUUGACAGCAUUGUCCUCCACAGGGAAGACUAGAAAGAAAACAGCCUACCAAGUUUCAGAUAAUUGUCUGCAAUAAUAAGAAGCUUCACCCCUAAGUCUGAGUUUGGGACAGAAGGUCAAGCCAACCUGGCCGACAGGCUGCUGUGGGCUCCGGACAGAGCGGCAGGGCCUCGGUCGGGGAUCCAGAUAUCAAGCUUACAUACGAGUAGAAUUGAUUCUGUCGAGCUUUUGAUAGAUUGUUUUUGAUUCAGUCAAGUGUUGUGGCCUAAUCAACUUUUAGAUGCCCAGCCAUUUAUUUGUCCUCAGCCAAUGUAAAGGUUUCCUGGAUAUAAGCCCCGCCCCAGCCCCUCCCAGCUGCCCGAUUGGUGGCUGCUCAUGCUGCUGGUCCCGCCCCCUCUGUUGACGAGCACACUCAUUGCCCGAUCCCUACGUGUUUUUUUUUUUCUCAGCACUACCAGAAGAAAUGCUAACAGAGUAGUGUUGUUGUUGUUUUGUUUUUGUUUUCCAACUCCCUUUUCUCCUCAAACACAUGACAAGUCUGAGAUAUUUAUUCCACGUUCCAGAUAGAUGCACUCUUAACCACUAAGGAAACUGUGCAGGUCUGACCGGACUCGGUAAUUCAGGCCACACGGCUAAAACCCCACACGGCUCUCUCAUCCGGGAAAUUGAAUUAGUAAAUAUUGCCAUCUAGUAUCCGGUCCUCUUAGUGUGGACUUUAACAGUGCGGAGUCGCAGUUCAUUUGGAGUGAGGUGAUCACUUGAAGAGCUAAAGGCAUCUAGUAGCAAUGGGUCUGCUAGUGGACCGCAGGAAUUGGCCUUUUAGAUGCAGGGAUGCAACUUAAACAGUGUUAGCAGAACAAGCGGUGUGUUCUUUAUACGUUUCCAGGGACCAAGGGAGGAGGGUAAAGCAGGAUACUGUUUUAACAUUGUCAUCACCUUACACUUAGAACGGGUACAGCGCAGACAUCCGUCUCCAACAAAUGUUCCUUGGCGUGCACUGGCAGCCAGAUCUGGAGAUCCAUAUUUAAACAGCUGAUCAGUGAACAUGAAUUUCCACCACAGUUCUGCGCCAGGUCAGAAUUUGGUGCCUUCCUGUAGUGUGUUUUAUCCAGGCUGUAUGUCUGAGGUGUGAAGGCGUGUGUCCGGUCUGCUGCACCCAUUCAAACUGUAUGGUGCUGCAUGUCGCUGAGCCGUGGUCUCUGUUCUAAAUGAUAGGUUUAACAGAUGUAAUUAUAAUGUAAGCUGGCACACAAUGUUGAUGUAGGCUCCAGGUGUUUUUACCAAAAUCUUUUUUUUUUUUCUUCAUUAUUUCUGUUUGUGUUUUUAUUUUUAUUUUAUAUAUAUAAAAAAUAUAUAUAAAAAAAGGUUACUUUCACUCCUUUUACAUUUAGGGGUCGGAACUCAUCUGAACUCUUACCUGCCAGUUUGUACCAAGAAAACCACUGAUUGGUUACGUUUAAUAAAACCUCCAAUGGCAGAGAGACUGUUGGGUAAAGAUUAUUUGUGAUUGGUUGGUUCUUGUUUUUCUUAACUGGUGGCUUAGAGUUGGGUUGAUGUCCAGCCCAAGUCAGUAUAAUUAUUAUAACCUGUUGUUGUUUUGGUGCAAAACCAAAUGCUUUGUCUAAAGUCUUUGUUCUUUGUAUAUGCAUUAUUUUCAAAAAUAUUAAACUUAUACCUUAAUUGCCUUUA